AUGAGCAAAGGCAGAUAUGCGACUACAUGCGUGCACGUGUACUCGAAGAAGGCCCUGCAGGUGGAGGAUAUCACAAGCAUUGAUGGACCUACGAGGACUCGGACCAACUGCUACAGGCAAGACACGACGCCUGAGCUUCCAGCAUCAAAAGGCAAGCUGCUGCUGCUACAUAAAGCCGGCCCGUACCUACAUAUACGGAGUUGCUUCAGAGUACUUGGCACACCUGAGGCAGUGGUUGAGCAGCCUUGCGAAAACCCCAAGCUUCAAUCCUCAAUCCUCCCCGGAAAGGGCUUCCCUUUGACCUCGACAGACCAAAGAAUGAAGGGGGAAAAAGCCGACGAGACGGCCAUGGUUCUUCUCGUCAACUCAUCACGCCACGACCUGCCAGGGAGUGCCGCCGAUUACUGGGUCGCUAUUGAAUUAGCUCCGAGCCCUGAGGAGCCGUUCUAG
Trichoderma aggressivum f. europaeum is the source of this 450-nucleotide messenger RNA. RefSeq lists its product as uncharacterized. The record is from RefSeq and is a predicted model, not a curated record. NCBI's taxonomy places the organism in Eukaryota, Fungi, Ascomycota, Sordariomycetes, Hypocreales, Hypocreaceae. The transcript has 3 exons. The coding region runs from base 1 to 450 and encodes 149 amino acids.